AUGAGAAUGACUUCUCGUAUGAGUGAAGAGAACAUCUCACAAUUAAAGGCUUUUGCAGAGUUUUGCAUUUCAACUCCUUGGUUAUUGCAUCGACCUGAAUUUUCCUUUAUUAAAACACUCAUUGAGCACUAUGGUGGCAAAAUACCAGAAUGCAAAAAUGAAGAUUCAACAUUUCCAAAGUCCACUGAUGGCAAUGGAGCUGAAGAAUCGAAUCCAAGACCUGAACCCUCUGUAUCUGACAGCGAGGAAAGUGACCUCGAGCUUGACAUGACCGGUGUUGUUGAACCAGACAACGAUCCAUCUCAGAAAAUGGGAAAUCUUACUUUGCAACCAACCGAAGAAGAAAUUGCAGAGUCCCAGGCAAAACGUUCAGAAGCAGUCUCUGCUUUUGUUGAGAAGGAUUACGAAAGAGCCAUUUCACUAUACACGGAGGCUAUAGUAUUGAACCCAGCUGCAGCUCUUCUCUAUGCAAAGCGUGGACAGAUCUACCUGCUAUUGAAAAAACCUAACGCCUGUAUCAGAGACUGCAACCGUGCCUUGGAGAUAAAUCCUGAUAGUGCAGCAGCUCACAAGUUCAGAGGUCGCGCUCACCAGCUACUUGGGCACUGGGAGGAAGCAGCAACAGACCUUCGACUGGCUUGCAAAUUCGACUUUGACGAACAAGCGGACGAGUGGCUCCGCGAAGUGACACCGAACGCCAAUAAGAUCGAAGCUCACAAGCGGAAGAACGAACGUAAGCUCCUGGAUAAGGCAAAGCGUGAGAGGGAGGAGAAAUUGAAAAAUGCUCGCGAACAAGCGAAAUCCCGAGAUGCGAACACGCGUCCUUCGCAGACGGACGAUAACGACGUGAAAGGCUUUUAUAAAUUUCUGCGUGAUCCGGAUAUACAGCAGGUGUUGAAAGAUCCGGAAGUGGCGGCAGCUCUUCAGGACAUGUUUUCCAAUCCCAUGAAUGUUAUGAAAUAUCAAAAUAACAAGAAGGUCAUGGACUUGUUUUAUUCUGUUGGUACUAAAUAUGGCGGCUUGGGUGGACUUUCUGGAAUGCCCGGAUUUUCAGGUCUCGGGCCAGAUACACCGCCAGAACCACCAAAACCUGCAGGACCAACUGACGACCUUGGAAUGGAUUAGAAUAAGUUAGUUUCCCAUAAUGAGUAAUUAAAUACAUAUUGUUUUUGUUUUAGUAUUUUUUUAAGAUAACAUGUUCACCUCUUUCAGGUUGAUUCUUUUUCAUGUACUGUCUUUAUUUUUAGAAUGAGAGCAAAUACGGUGAAUUGACGUAAUAUUAAAAUAUUGUCUACUUAAUUGUAUUUUUACUUACACUAAUAUCUCUUAAAGUUCAUUAUACUCUUCAUAGUUUUAUAAUAUUCUAUGAGGCUUCUUGAUGAUCGACGCCUGAUCGCCAUGUGUUAUUACUAUAAAUUUUGUAUUCAUUAA
This is a messenger RNA of Cephus cinctus (wheat stem sawfly), 1431 nucleotides long. RefSeq names its product putative protein FAM10A4. Lineage: Eukaryota; Metazoa; Arthropoda; Insecta; Hymenoptera; Cephidae. Bases 1 to 1125 code for a protein of 374 amino acids. The transcript is spliced from 4 exons. Gene Ontology annotation, molecular function: Hsp70 protein binding; protein dimerization activity. The record is from RefSeq and is a predicted model, not a curated record.